CUAGUUAUUUGUACUUUUAUGUACUCCAAAUUUUCUCAUUAUUCAAAUCUCCAAAUUCUGAUAUUUCUUAUAUGAAAUACAAAUGGGGACAUGGGGAACACAGUGGUAUGGUUAUUUCAACAAAUGUGUAGUAAUUAGCUUAAUUGGAUGAACCUGCACCUAUGAAUGUAGAAAUAUGAAAAAAAAAUUAAGUGCAUUCAGUUUGUGAGACCAAUGUCCAUAGAUAACUGUCAUAUAUGCGACACACCCUCUUGGAAUUCAUCAAAGCUAUACAAAAAAGUCACUACUAUUAUGGCACAAAACUUUACAGAAGUACAUGAAUACAACAAAUCUUUCCUAUUAAAGUGAGAAUUGAAUAAAAUAUUUAUACACUCUGAGUUUUAUUAUGUGUUACAAUAUAAAUGAUUGCAAGAAUUGCUUACAGUACUAGUACUCACAAAAUCAAUGCAGAAUAAACGAUAAAGCGUAAGCUCAAGAAAAUGGAUAAAUGAACCAAAAAACUCAUUUGUACUUCUGUAUAUCAAACUGCACUGGUUGGGGAGAUCAUUGAUUUGUCUGUUUUCCUACUGAGUGAUCAAGGGCCAUAACAAUCCUUGCUGACUUUUUGGACUCAUUUUUAGGGGUUCCUCUAUGUGUUCACCCAACCUUACCAGUGAUCCUGUAUUCACAUCCUUUUGUUGCUAUUUCAGGUUGCUAGGCAUCAAAGCCCAGCUAUCUACCAGUAGGUCCUCUGGUAACAAAGGCCAUCUUUUUAAAGAUAUGCAUAUUUAAGUAGAGAAAAAAGGUUUCAUCCAUUGACUUCAAAAGUGACAGAGUUGAUAAGAAGUUGUGUUCACCUGCUGUAGACCUGCUGCUUGUAAGAGCUUAACUGACGUUCUGUGGCUUUUUGUCACCAUAGGCUUUUCAUGAUUAACUUAUAAACAGAAGAGCAAAUAUUGAUUUAUGGGAUGAUGAACAAUUGAUGCCUUGUGGUUUUAUUGGACUUGUGGUUGAUUCCAAUGUACAAAUGAGCAACAUUCUUGGAUUGACUUGACAGAAAGAAUAAAUGUAUUGUUAGAACAUGUCGCCCGAGGAUUGGACUUGUGAAGAUUUAAAUGUGCUCUUUUACAGCCUGAGGAAGAGAAUGGAGGUGGUGAUGAAAACAUUAUUUGCUGAUGACUGGAAUAAGAUGUAGCUUUAAUCUCACAUAAUUUCAACACUUGCGAUGCCAGUUCUCUUUGUUGAUGAAUUGCCCAGUGUAUUGGAGUGAAAAGAUUCUUAUUUCUUGGUUCAGUGAUUCAUCAUCACCUGAUAGCAAUAUAUCACAUACAUGUAUGGAGAAUAAUUGGAUCGACUUGUACACUCAGUUAACAUUGCCUUUCAAAGGUACCGAUUAAGUAUCCAGACAUUCUAGAAAUUAUCAGUGAUUGUAAAAUAUGUUUGUUCUCUGAAAUAUUCAGAAACUUAAUGACACUGUCAUUUACUUUUAUGGUGGGAGCAGAGCAGAGUCCUCUCUUUUAUUAUUGACAAUCAUGAAGUAAAUCUGAUAUGGUGAAAUGUAUAAUAGUUCAUCUGGACUCCUAGCAACCUUCAUGCUUCGCUUAUCCUGUGCUGAUUUUUGGCAUGAUUAUAUUGUAUUGAUGAACAGUAGUGUCAUUUGGGGAUGAAAAUCACAUUGUGUAAAACUUCUGUGGUUCUGUCUUGUAGCUCGAUCAUUCUAGUGAACAGCACAAAGUAUUGCAGUUUGUUUCAGAGGAGUAGCCAGUCUCGUUUCAGUUAUCACAGUAAUGGAUAAUAAGAGGAUGUCGAAGGUCCAGUCGUUCCUUGAGCGGGAAAAGACAAUGACCUACCGUGAGAAGAUGACCCUCUUGGAAAGGUCACAGGUGCCGCCGUCGGAGGUCAUAGAUCAUCGCCCUUUUGGCUUAAAUAGGGACUUGGUGAAUGUGAAAAGCAAUGUGUCAUUCAGUAAUGAUAUUCAAGUUCACGAUACAGCCAGGACAAGAACAAUGACACAGGGGUCAAGGUUCACAACAUCUACUCUUGAAGCUCAUGCUUCUAUCGCAGAUACCACCAUGGAUUUGCUAGAUGCAGCUGCUAAAGGAGACACUGAGAUGGUCCGGAAGGCAGUAUCCAAGAACCCUUAUGGCGCAAAGGGCAACGAUCAGGCAAUGCAGAAAGCUGUGCAGUACGGCCAGACAGAAGCUCUACAAGAGCUCCUCAAUGCUGGAGCAGACCCAGAUAUCAAAGUUCAUGGGGGUCGUACCAUGCUCCAUGAGGCCUGCGUUGGUGGGCACAAUGAAGUUCUGAAGCUCCUUCUGAUUCAUGUGACUGAUAUGGAUGCAACAAAUAGCCUGGGCCAGACGGCUUGCCAUACAGCUGCUUACCAUGGAGAGCUGGGUUGUAUGAAGCUCUUAGAAGAAGCAGGCGCUGACUGUAGUUUGCGAGAUAACAAAGGGCGUUCUCCCUGCCAUUUAGCAGCUCAGCACAACCAUCCUUCCAUCCUCAACUUCCUGCUCUCUAAAGGAAUGGAUAUAGAAGGGGCCGAUGACAAUGGACGCAAGCCUCAACACGUUGCAGCCAUGCAUGGAGCACUGGAAUGUCUGGUGUUGUUUCUUCAGAGUGACUGUGAUACGACCGUAGAGGAUGGGUCAGGUUUCACAGCUGGUCACCAUGCUGCUGCCAAAGAUCAUCUGGAUUGCCUGAGGUUUCUUGUAAAGCAUGGUAGCGACAAAGAGGCCAGAGAAAAUCAUGGAAGGACAUUAGCUCAUCUGGCAGCAGCGAAUGGAUCAAUGACUUGCCUUCAUUGGCUCCUAGAGAAAGGCAGUGCCGUCAAUGUUCAAGAUAAACUGGGCAACACCCCCGCCCACCUGGCAGCAGCAGGUGGACACCACCUAUGCUUCAAUUGUUGUCUUCAGCAUGGUGGUAAUCUGGACAUACUAAACCAGAAGCAGGAAACCCCAAUGGAUUCUGCCAGAAGGUUUGGACAUCCAGUCAAGAUGGAACAAGCAGUAAAUAAUGAGAUAAGGUGCACCCACUGUAAUGAUAAUUAUGAGUUAUCAUGCUGGGAAGAAGCUCACCAACCAAAUGUUGUUCAGAAAGCGAUCAAUUCUUCCAAGACUACAAUCUUCUCUUCUCCUGUUCCAAACAACAACAAGAAGAAAGAGACCAAGAAAAUUACUCCAAGAAAGGAGCCCUCUGCCCCUGGAAGAGGAAAGCUACCUCAUAGAGAUCUGGCUGUCAGGUACUUUGGAAGAGAGGAAGGAACAACAUAGCUAUUGACUUCUUUAGAGCAUUUCAUGAAGGUUUUUGCCAGUGAUUUUCAGAGACUAAUUUGCUCUUAGCCAAUCAGAUGCAAGGAUUUUAUAGUCGUGAAAGUCACCACCAUUUCAUGAAAUGCUCCCCUUGCCCAAAAGUGUUGUCUAUUGGAACCUGGUGAUCCCUGUACAAACUCUAUGGGAAAAAAGAAUAAUUCAGUAGGUUAUAGCUUAAUUUAAUCGGGGGAUACUUUCCCAACCUACUCCUAAAUUUGUUAAUAUUGGGUAAGCUUCAAUAUUGCAGUGAAUAAUGAUUUUCCAGGGGUCUAGAACAUGGGGGGGGUAAACCCGAUGAAAUUGCCCUGAGCCCCUAUGUUAAUCAGAAUAACAUUUUGUUAUGGAGCAUACCAUUCGUAUGAAAUAUACUACACAGCGAAAGAUCAAAUUUACAUUAAUGUAUUAAGGGAACCUUGACAAAUUUUCAGAAAUGAUACUUUUUAUAUUUGAAAAUGCAUUCCACCUUCACCCACCAUCACUGCCAGUAUUACGUGAUCGAAUAUUGAUCCAUUUAAAGAUUUUUUUGUAUAUAUGCAAAUGAAACAUUCCAUUGGCAUUGUCAGUAUUAUUCAGCAUCAAAGUAGUCGGGGUUAUAAUUUUCUCUGUAGUGGAAGAUAUGCAUUGUAUGGGUUAGGGCUUGUUCGUGUGUUGUUCAUUGACUAUGAAACUUUUACACACAGCACUACAAAUCUUAAAAAAAUCACCCAUACUGCAAUUGAAACAAGUCAUAUCUUGACAGGAAGUGAUGCACCACAACACAAGUGCCUCAAACAUAUACUAAAUAUGAAGCAAAGCCUACCAAAUGAAUAAAAGUCAACAAAUUAAUACGUUGUUGAGAACAAAACCAUGCAAGUGAUAUGAGCAUUACUACUGCGAUUAGGAGCUUGCGAGAAUGUAUUGGGGUCAUGUUUCACAAAACUUGUCGUAAAUAACAGGAUAUAGGUUAGCAAGGUAUAAGAGCUAGUGUUCAGCUUCAGACCUGAUUUUAUUUGUUUUAACCCCCACCCGUCAUACGUGGUUGCCAGAAGCAUAAUGUUUUAUUAUUGUCCGUCCAUCCCAUAUUUGUCUUUAUGAUCAUCAUACUGUAGACUUGACAAGGGAGUGAUUUAAUGUGAUCAAACAGGGGCCAUGGAACGGUUUUCAAGGGGGGGGGCUGACCAUGCAAAAGAUCACAAUCAUAUGGUCAUUUUUACAUUUUUGUCAAAGGUUUU
Molecule: messenger RNA, 4501 nt
Organism: Lytechinus variegatus (green sea urchin)
Lineage: Eukaryota; Metazoa; Echinodermata; Echinoidea; Temnopleuroida; Toxopneustidae
Product: serine/threonine-protein phosphatase 6 regulatory ankyrin repeat subunit B-like
Exons: 9
Coding region: 1767-3251 (494 amino acids)
Molecular function (GO): protein binding
Source: RefSeq, a predicted model, not a curated record